Messenger RNA from Diplodia corticola, 2475 nucleotides. Its product is annotated as origin recognition complex subunit orc1. Gene Ontology annotation, biological process: mitotic DNA replication checkpoint signaling; DNA replication initiation. The coding region runs from base 1 to 2475 and encodes 824 amino acids. The transcript has 3 exons. Lineage: Eukaryota; Fungi; Ascomycota; Dothideomycetes; Botryosphaeriales; Botryosphaeriaceae. Gene Ontology annotation, cellular component: nuclear origin of replication recognition complex. Gene Ontology annotation, molecular function: ATP binding; DNA replication origin binding; chromatin binding. The record is from RefSeq and is a predicted model, not a curated record.
AUGGCACCCGCCCGCAAGCAGACUAAAUCAGAACGCGCACGGCAGUGGCUCAAGGGCGGCGGCGUCCUUCGUGAGGACUCGGAUGAUGAGCUCGGCAUCGAAGAUUACCCAUGGGAAUGGGUCUACAGCGACGAAGGCCACGCAGACAGCCCCGACGACGAUAAUGCGACGCCCCGCAGGAGAGGCGGCCGCCAGAAAAAAACACAGGCCUUGGAGCGCAGCAUAAUUGGCGCCCGUAUGGGCAAUUUCUCAUGCCGGCUCGGUGACACAGUACUGUUGAAAGCAGAAGGCAACGAGGCAUGGGUCGGCAUCAUUUGCGACUUAUUCGACGGGAGGGACGAGGAUGGAGAAGAGGAGAAGAUGGCGAAUUUCAUGUGGUUCUCCACCCCCAAGGAGAUUCGCAACAAGGCGCGCCGACGGACGGACUAUAUGGACAACGAAGUAUACAUCACAUCGUACUUUGAUGACAACCCCCUAACCACCAUCAAUGGCCGUGCUACAGUUGUCUCCAAGGACACCUUACUCAAACAGUUCCCCACUGGCAAAGUUCCGCGGACGUCAAGAGACUACGGAAAGCUGUUUGUUUGCCAACGCGGGGUCAACACGCGCACUGCUACAUAUACAGAUGUCUUCCGCUGGGAAGACGUAUACGCUGGUGAGGAUGACAUCCCCAGUCUUGUAGAUCUCGUCAAGGCCCAGACAAAGGAGACGCGCAAACGAAGAGACCCGAAGAAGACGAAGCACGAGAUGGACGAUUUUGUGGCGCUAGAAGACGACGACGAAGGCGUGCCCCAAACCCCAAAGAAGCGACGCAAACUCAACAAUGCCACCACUCCCACAUCACGAAGGAAGGAUCUCACGCCUCGAAAGUUCAUCACACCUACACAUAAACGCAUCGUCGUCAAGAAGCCGCUGGAGUUUACUCCCCUCGGAACCCGCAUUCUGUCUCCUAACGUCCUAUCGUCCCCGUACCAGGUCGCCCGGAACCAACUGCACGUCUCGUCCGUCCCUGCUACGCUCCCGUGUCGUGAGGACGAAUUCUCGACCGUCUAUUCUCAUUUGGAGGCCGCUAUUACAGACGGCUCAGGAUCUUGCAUUUACAUUUCCGGUACGCCCGGUACCGGGAAGACGGCAACUGUUCGUGAGGUCGUUGCACAACUCAAUGCUGCUGUGCAGGACGAAGAGCUCGAUGAUUUCAUCUUCGUCGAGAUCAACGGCAUGAAAGUGACCGACCCCCACCAGUCGUAUUCCCUUCUCUGGGAAGCCCUUCGCGGCGAUAGGGUCAGCCCUGCACAUGCGCUCGAACUUCUCGAACGGGAAUUCUCAAGUCCCAGUCCACGCCGAGUGCCCUGCGUGGUAUUGAUGGACGAAUUGGAUCAACUUGUCACCAAGAACCAAAGCGUCAUGUACAAUUUUUUCAAUUGGCCAGGCCUACGCCACAGCCGGUUGAUUGUGCUUGCUGUUGCAAACACCAUGGAUCUACCGGAGAGAACUCUAAGCAAUAAGAUAAGCAGCCGAUUAGGUCUGACACGCAUAACCUUUCCGGGCUACACGCACGACCAGCUAAUGUCCAUCAUCCAAUCGCGCCUCGCAAACGUUCCCGGCAACGUUGUGCAUCCCGACGCCAUCCAGUUUGCUUCCCGCAAGGUCGCUGCCGUAUCUGGAGAUGCGCGCCGUGCGCUCGACAUAUGCCGACGAGCAGUCGAGAUUGCCGAAGCCGCGUCGCUCGACUUGACCAGCGGCACUGCUGUCGACGGCGGGGACUCGGCUCCCAACACGCCAAGCAAGACGCCGGGCCGGGCCGCGCAGGCAAACGAUCGUGCGAAGAAGCCAAGCGGGCCGGUCGUGGUGAGCAUCGCGACCAUCAAGCAAGCCAUCGCCGAGGCGACCAGCAGCCCCUUGCAGCAGGCGCUGCGCGCGCUGCCGCUCGCCUCGAAGCUCUUCCUCGCCGCGCUGCUCGCGCGCGUGCGCCGCACCGGCGUCCAGGAGGCCGCGCUGGGCGACGUGUUGGACGAGGCGCGCAACCUGGCCCUCAUGAGCCAGUCCGAGGCCAUCCAAACCAUCCUGCUCGGCCAGUCGCUGCCGCCCCCACCACAGCCGUCAUCAUCGCUGCUGCUGGCCAAUGGCACGUCCGGUGGGGCGACCAGGGAUGAUGAUGAUGAUGAUGACGACGACGCCGUUGCCGCGGACGGCCUGCUCAGCGGUUUAGCGACAUCGCACCAGCAGCCCGUCACGCCACGCAGGGGCCGACCGCCGGGCGGCGCUGCGAGGAAGGCGGCGCACCAGCAGCGCGAUAAGGCGGCGCGAGUCGUGGGAAUGGGCAACGCGGCGGCAGAACUCAUGGAGGCGGGAAUAGUGGGGUUGGAGGCGCGUAGAGGAGAGAGGGUGGGGAGGGUGAGGCUGGGAGUGAGCGACGAGGAGGUGAAACUGGCGCUAAGGGAUGACGAGGAGGUCAAGGGCUUGGGUUUCGGCUGA